Trifolium pratense (red clover) is the source of this 1058-nucleotide messenger RNA. RefSeq names its product protein FAR1-RELATED SEQUENCE 5-like. The transcript has 2 exons. The record is from RefSeq and is a predicted model, not a curated record. Bases 6 to 1058 code for a protein of 350 amino acids. NCBI's taxonomy places the organism in Eukaryota, Viridiplantae, Streptophyta, Magnoliopsida, Fabales, Fabaceae.
UUUCAAUGGAUUUGACAUCAACUUCAUCUGGAAUUGCCCAAAUGCCUGUUGUUGAUAGUUCAGACACACUUGCUGAUAGUUUGCAAUGCUACUCUCCUACUAAAAAAGAAACUUGGGAGUCUCUUGCUUUUAAAUCGGUUGAAGAGGUUGAAAAAUUUUAUGGUGAUUAUGCACUUAAAAGUGGGUUUUCAAUUCGGAUUUUGUUGAAAUCAAGAAACAAUUCACAGAAUCAGCCAACUGAUAAAAUACACUAUCUACGAUAUGGAUGUAACAAACAAGGUUACAAGAAAGGAAGUUUGCUUGAUCCGAAGAACAAGCCAAAAUCAGAGAGUCCGGUUGUGGUUGAAUUUGAGAAAGUAAAAGAAAAACCUGAGGAAAGGGUUGGUUGUACAGCUGCCAUAUUUUUGAAGUUGGAUGAAACUCUGAAUGUCUUUAAGAUAUACAAAUGGGAUGUGCCCCAUUGUCAUCCGUUACAUAAACCGGAACAUGGAUGUUACUUGAGAUCAUUCAGACAAGUCAAUGAAGUGCAAGGACAGCUUGCUGUAAUAAAUUCGAAAGCCGGGAUGUCGAUGAGAACUUCUUAUGAAGUCAUGGGUCAGGGAGUUGGAGGAACAGAUAACUUGCCUUUUCGAUUUUCGGAUUUAAAGAAUUAUCUGAUGACAAAUCGGCAAAAAGAGAUGCUAGUUGGUGAGGCAACCGUGAUUCAAGAUUUUUUUAGAAAUGAAGCUCUGUCGAAACCAUCCUUUUAUUAUGAUAUUCAAGUUGAUGCUGCGGAAGAUAUAGCUAGUAUUUUUUGGGCAGAUGGGAUUAUGCAGCUUGAUUAUGCCUUAUUUGGUGAUGUUAUAAGCUUUGAUACAACUUACCGAACCAAUAAUCAGUAUCGCCCUUUAGAGACAUCAUACAUAUUCAUUGCUUACCCUGCGUUUGAAGCUUCAGCCCCAUCAAAAAACUCCGGAAACUUCAUGAUAGUUUCCUGUGUUAAUGUGAGUCCAACAUUGUUUGUUUCCGGUGUCAUUGUCAGCUUCACUGAAUCAUCAAUGAUUUUGGUUGCUGCCUAA